Aphanomyces invadans is the source of this 762-nucleotide messenger RNA. RefSeq lists its product as hypothetical. NCBI's taxonomy places the organism in Eukaryota, Oomycota, Saprolegniomycetes, Saprolegniales, Verrucalvaceae. The transcript has a single exon. The record is from RefSeq and is a predicted model, not a curated record. The coding region runs from base 1 to 762 and encodes 253 amino acids.
AUGUAUGCCGCUGUUCAAUCGACCAGCACAUUUGACAGCGAAUAUCCACUCCUGCCCGAACCUUUACAACAAAGUAUCCUCAAUUCAAUUCGAUUAGCCGCCAACAUCGACGUCGACAGCGACGUGCCCCAGUUUGUGGAGAAAGUCGCGAUACUUCCCAGUGGUUUUGGUGGCGAUUUGAGACUGGUGGACAUGCGUGGUGAAAUGGCCGAGCUGGGCGGGCAGGCAACGUCGACCACAACCGUCAUGGCAGCCCUACUCUCACAGUCUACCGAGAUCAACGCCCUAAAGCGUCGCAUCGAGGAGAUGCACUCACAACACCAAGCGGAACUCGCAUCCCUACAAACAACGAUGCGAUCUCGGCUUGAGCGCUUGCACUCUACGAUAAAGCGCAUCGCAGUUCAGCCUGUUGUCCGUUCCGUGAGGACGCCUACCGAUCAUGGGGCUCCUGGUGUACUUUCCCGGCCGACCGCUCGCUUAGAAAAGCGGCCCCGAGACCACUUCGAGCUGUGGAAGGAGUACGAGUUUGGAAACGGCGGGGUCAAACCUGCGAAGUUGUUCGACAAGAAGGAGCGCGGCAAAGCGAAGUUUUUCUUCUGUUUCCGUUUGAAGUUCUGGGUCCUAGUCGAAGGUAUGCUGAAGCGUGGUCACACCAGCGGCACGGCCAUCGAUGCGAUCUACCUCAAGUACGGGAGGUCCAAGUCCGUCACUGCGUUAUUGACGCUGCUUCGCCAUGGCAAGCCCCAACCAAAUGAGUUUUGA